Molecule: messenger RNA, 941 nt
Organism: Pieris brassicae (large cabbage white)
Lineage: Eukaryota; Metazoa; Arthropoda; Insecta; Lepidoptera; Pieridae
Gene: mRpS11
Product: 28S ribosomal protein S11, mitochondrial
Exons: 5
Coding region: 114-689 (191 amino acids)
Biological process (GO): translation; maturation of SSU-rRNA from tricistronic rRNA transcript (SSU-rRNA, 5.8S rRNA, LSU-rRNA); ribosomal small subunit assembly
Cellular component (GO): ribosome; mitochondrial small ribosomal subunit
Molecular function (GO): mRNA 5'-UTR binding; small ribosomal subunit rRNA binding; structural constituent of ribosome
Source: RefSeq, a predicted model, not a curated record
UCUGUGGUAGAUUAAGUGCUUUAGGUUAUGUGUUAAUACAUAAUAUGCCAAUUGAAAAGUUAUAAAUAUAAACAACAAUUUAAAAUUAAUAUUUAGUCUAAACAGUUUACAAAAUGCUUAGUGCAUUAAGAAAUAAGUUUCGUGUAUCCGUCAAUACUUUCGUAAGAUCGUUUCAAACCACAGCACCAGUAGCUACGGAGCGUUUUGAUCUUAAAAGAAUCCCAGCUGACGAUGAAGGUGUACAGGGAGAAAAGAUAAUAGAUCUAGACUCUGUCUUAAAACAAAAACGAAAUAUUUUCCCUACACCUGAAUCUGAUAAAGAAUUACAUGAUGGUAUACUUUACAAAGAUCUGCCAAUUUGUAACAUAAGAGUAACACAUAAUAACACCAUCUUUACUCUAACAAGUGCAGAAGGGGCUGUAAAAAUAAUACGGUCUUGUGGCAUGGAAGGUUUCAAAAAUACAAAAAAAGGAACUAACAUUGCUGCACAGACUACUGCUAUAAGUAUUGCAUCAAAAGCUAUUGACAAGGGAUAUAAAACUAUUAAAGUACGAGUGAGGGGCUUGGGUCCUGGAAGAUUAUCUGCUGUAAAAGGUUUGACAAUGGGUGGUUUACAAGUUGUAUCAGUGACAGAUGCAACUCAUGUUUCAUGGAAUCCUCCUAGACCAAGAAAAGCAAGAAGAUUGUAGAUAACUUUGUUUAAUAGACAUAUUUAGUUUUAAUUAUAACUUUGUUAGAAAUAAAUAUUUCUUUUAUUUCUUCUAUAACUAUGAACAUUCUACCUCUUAACAAUUAAACUCAUAAUUGUAAGACAAUGUACACUUAUGAAUGAACUGGGACCCUAAUAUCCGUUACAUAAUUUAAAUAUCUUAAUGGAAUCCUCUCUCCCUGCCCCCAUCAUUAAACAAACCUAAAUUUUGUGGAAAAAACGAAAAUUGUGA